UGGGUAUCCUUCCUGGUGGCUCGACAGGAAACACAAUGGUUUAAGAUACACUGCAGAACGGGAGGCAGACAGGCGACAUCAGGGAGCGGCUACUGCAGUCUGUGUGUGCGUGUGUGUGCGUGUGUGCGCGCAUGUGAGUAGCUGUGUGUGUGUGCGCGUGUGAGAGAGAGAGAGAGAGAGAGAAAAGAAGGAAGAAGGAAAGAGAGAGAGCGAGCAGUAAGAGUGACUGAAUGAGGUAGGGUAUGCUGGUACUGUCAGUAUGUGUCUCUUUAAGGCACGGUGGGUGCCGGUCUGGUGUCUCUGCAGUGCCACUCAUUUGCAGUACUCUGCAGCUAGAGUGCUCACUCCCUCAUUCAUCCCUCUUUCUCUCUCAUACAUACACACCUCUCUUCCUCCCUCGUUCUCCAUCCCUCUCUUUCUCAUUCCCUCUUCCCUUCUUUCACCUGACUGUGGAACAGAAGCCAGAGCAGCGCUGCUGUAGCCAGAUUCCUGAGUCAGUGUGUCUGCAGUCAAAUGGGAGGGCGGUAGCAUUAAUGGCUAGCCUUUGCUAACUCGACAGGAGGGAGAACAGGACAUUGUGUGUUUCAAAGAGGCUCUAAGUUGGCUCAGGGGCUGCCAACAUGGCUGCUGCCAUCCAGGACUAUCAAAGGAGUGAGCAGGAUCGUCUAAAUGAGGUCAAGGGUCAUCUGGAAAUUGCCUUACUGGAGAAGCAUUUCUUACAGGAGGAGCUGAGAAAGCUACGAGAGGAGACCAAUGUGGACAUGCUGAAGCAGGAGCUGGACAAGGAGCGGGGCAAGCGGCUCGAACUCGAGCAGAGGAUGACCGAAGUGCUCAAGACCAGGCUGGAAGAUUCUCCUCCUCAGCCUCCACGUAGGCAGCAGUCACCCUCGACCAGUGAAACAGAGAAACAGACCGUGCAAACGGAGAAAGAGACCGUGUGCACGAGAAUGCAGAGGUGGCUGUAUGACCGGUUUGGCGUCUACAUCGAGGACUUUCGCUUUCAGCCUGAGGAGACAACAGUGGAGGCCGAAGAACCACUAAGUGCUAAAAGGUUAACAGAAAAUAUGAGGCGCCUCAAACGAGGUGCCAGACCUGUCACAAAUUUUAUGAAGAACCUCUCCGCCUUAUCCAACUGGCAUUCUGUCUACACAUCAGCGAUUGCCUUCAUUAUCUACAUGAAUGCUGCGUGGCAUGGCUGGGCCAUUCCCAUGUUUCUGUUUUUAGCCAUUCUGAGGUUGUCCUUGAAUUACCUCAUCGCAAGAGGCUGGAGAAUUCAGUGGAGUAUCGUGCCUGAAGUCACAGAGCCUGAGGAACCUCUAAAGGAAGACUUAACAGUGUCUGAAAAGUUCCAGUUAGUUCUUGAUGUUGCACAAAAAGCACAGAACCUUUUUGGUAAAAUGGCAGAUGUUUUAGAGAAAAUUAAGAAUUUGUUCAUGUGGGUGCAGCCAGAGAUCACUCAGAAGCUGUACAUCGCUCUGUGGGUGGCCUUCAUCUGCUCCUGUGUGCUUCCCUACAAACUCGUGGGCUUUCUCGUAGGGUUGUAUGCAGGCAUUAAGUUCUUCAUCAUCGACUUCCUGUUCAAGAGCUGCCCCAAACUGCGGGACAAGUAUGACACGCCACGCAUUGUGUGGAACAACCUCCCCACAGACCCGCAGCUGAAGGAGCGCAGCAACGCCACCGUUUCCAGACGGCUGUCUGCUGCGGAAAAGGUCCAACCGGUGGUUUCACGAAGUAGCCUAGCAACGGUCCCCUGUGGUGUCAGCCGUGAUGAGGAAAGUAGCCGCUCGCACAACCCCAAGAAGGGGGCCUUCCACGAGGUCUUCAAUCUAUCUGAGAAUGAGCGGCCCUUACCAGUGUGUGAGAAUGGCUGGAGAUGCUGCUUAAUCAACAGAGACAGGAAGAUGCCCACAGACUACAUCCGAAACGGAGUCCUCUAUGUCACAGAAAACUACCUGUGCUUUGAGAGCUCGAGCUCCAGGUCAGGCUCUUCAAAGAAGAACAAAGUCAUCAAGCUUGUUGAUAUCACAGACAUACAGAAGUACAAAGUCCUGUCUGUUCUGCCUGGCUCUGGAAUGGGGAUUUCCAUUGCUACUCCCUCUACUCAGAAGCCCCUGGUGUUUGGUGCCAUGAUCCACAGAGACGAGGCCUUUGAGGCGAUCUUCACCCAGUACAUGAAGAUUAUGACCACAGCCGGUCCUGAGACCUAGCGUCUACCUUCGAGGGCAGCCAUGGGUGUCCGCUAGCACUGCUGCGCCGUUGGGCCGUGGGACUGGUCGAUGUCUUGUCCACUCUCCCUGUCUCACUCUGCUAAUCUGGGCUCAGGGCCAUGGCACACUGUCUCACUGUCUCACUGUCUCCCCCCCCCCCCCCCCCCCCUCUCUCUCGCUUAGUCUAAGCCUGGUCAUGCCCAGUUGCCAUCCCUGACACGGAGGGAGGGACGCCAGGCUCCAUGUGACAUGGGAGCACAUUCCUGUUCCGACUUUGGUGUGUGUGUGUCUGUGUGGGUGUGUGUCUGUGUGUUGUCUCUGUCUACAGGACUGGACAGGCCGAUUCUUUUUAAACACGUGACAUUUCAUCCUGGAGGGAGGCUGGAUCUCCUUGCCUGCCAGAUUUUGUGUCUCUUUCACUUUCGAGUGUGGAUGUGAUUCACAGAGAAUGUGAUCUGUGUGAGUGUGAGAGACUGAACGACUGAGUGUGUUCAUUUUCCUGUCUAAUGUGGUUCUGUUAGAGUGUGAUUAUCACUGCUGGUCUCGCACGGGGGAUAUGGGUUAUUACAUAGGGGACACAGAAAAUUGUGCAAAUGACAAAACAAGUGAAGCCUUUUUGUAAGUUUACAUUGUUGCUGUGUGUGUGUGUGUAUGAUAUCUCUCAUUGCAGCAGCAGUGCGCUUCAGGUGUCUUUUUAUGUCAAAAUACUACAGACUCAUUCAGCUGUGUGGGUCUGUGUAGUGACUUACAGGUAUGACGUUAUUUAAAUGCCUUUCUUUUGAGCCAUCGGUAUUUGUGUUGUUGUUGUUGUUGUUCUUGUUGGAGCACUUGGAAAGAAUGCUGUGAGCAGAUUGAACGAACUUGUCAGAGACUGAAGCACAUGUGUAGGAAGUGGUUACUUCUAGUAACGUAACAGGUCACCCACAUUUUAGUUUGUGCUAUGAAUGACCAAUCAUUUCAACCUGCCAACAGUACAAAUCCAGUAGGAUAGGGUGUCCUCAGUGAGGUUAGGAGAAAAUGUUUCAUAUGAACUACGUAUUUACUGUAGCUGUACCUUAGCUGGAAAUAAGGAGUUAUGACUGAAAUUGAGCUAUAUGUGCACUAUGAUUGCUGUUGAAUUUCUUAUUCUUUAUUGCAUUGUGUUUGUCUCGAAAGAUCAGAAAGAACGAACAAUGACUUUCUGACCACAAAGGAACUGACCAAGACAUAAGUGUAAUACAUUAUUUCAAUUGUUUCUUAAUUGGGCAGGUUAACACUGUUUGGAGGAUGAGUAAAAAGGCACACCACCAAGCACAUCGGUUAUUAUGUCACCUGCAGGACAUAUUCAUCUCAUUACAUUCACAGAGAUAAUGAAUACAGUAGAACUGAAAGACGCAUUGUAAACUGGGACAUGCAGUCAACCAAAUACUGUAUUAGUGUCAGCUUGCUUAGCCACGCACACAUUUAGUGGUCUGAUUUAAGGGUAUUUGUGCAAAAACAGUCCUGAGAUCACUGUGUUGGCCACUGUUAUGAUUAUUUACCUGUCAAAAAGUUAUGGUAGCUCACUGGAGAUGUAACAUAGGGAAAACUACCACAUAAAUUCUUAGAAGAUGCUAAUCAAGUUUGGGUAAUUAAUAUUCAAAAUAUUAAAAUUAGGUAGAGCUCACAAUCAUUUCUAUUUAGAUCUUUGUAAAAGUUUCAAGCAUUUUAACCAUCUUAUGUAUACUUUAAGUAAACAUAACAUAAAGCCGUAUGUGAAAAGGGCACCCACCUUAUCAAAGGCAUUAAAUGCACAAAUGAUGUAGUGUGAUAUUCUGGAGGAAGCUCCUGCUUCCUGAUGGGUAGGACCUUUGCAGUCUUGAUUGGAUUGAUGUAGUGUUGACAUGUACUGAAGACCGUUAAUAUACUCUCCAUUUACAUUUGAACAGAAGUAGAACCUAACUGAUACAGGAAAACACUUAAUGGGGAUCCCCAAUGUAGAUGGGUUAAGACAUAAAAAUGUACCCAUAGUUUGUUAUAAUUAUUCCACUAUAAUGGUCACAUUGAACCGUAAAUAUAUCAAAAUUAAAGCACUUCUCAAUGUCUGGGGAGGAUCUGGACACAAAGUUAGUCCCUCGAUCACAGGCAUAGAAGCACAGAAUGUAUUGUGUGAGCAAUAGUUUUGCCAAAUUUUGUUUUCUUCUGCUUUUUCACUGGCCAUUUUUUGCCUAACUGUGAUGUUUACGAAGGGCUGAGACUAAGCCCAGAUUGUGUAGAAGUCUGUCUGAAUCCUCCGCACUGGACAAGGGUUAUGAAGACUGGACAAAUAUCUCUCAGAAAGAGCCAUGGGGACAUUUCCAUGACCACUCAGUAUAGCUCUAUGGCAGCCCUGUGUUCAUCAUUGCAUAACAACAGGCCUUUCCUCUGAUGUUGAAUUAAAAAAUCUCAUUAAAACAUACAGUCAUUGUGCAGGCAACAUGACUUGAUUAGUUGUGGUCUAGUUGAGAGAUUUCUUUUGAAUUGUAAUCAGAGUAUAGCCAGGCCAUUCCCAGCCCUGUCUGGAGAUGAUCACAGCUUGUUCUAGAGACUCCUAGUGCUUCAUGAGUGCCCAACACUGGUGUAUUUGUGUGGCCCUCUAUGUUAACACAAGUAUUUGUUCUGUGUGUAAAUGUUCUCCCAAGUAUUUUCAUAAUAGUCUCAUACGGUAUCACUGUAAAGCUUCAUUUACUAAUGUCAUCUGAGAGAUGUGAAUUAUUAUUUGUCAUCAGUGUCAUCGGUGUCCGAAGACAAAUGACUAUGAAGUUUAUAAUAAAACAAAUCUGUAAUAAAGAUGUUCGGUUUUUAAAUGACA
Alosa sapidissima (American shad) is the source of this 5016-nucleotide messenger RNA. RefSeq names its product GRAM domain containing 4a (gene gramd4a). The record is from RefSeq and is a predicted model, not a curated record. Gene Ontology annotation, biological process: apoptotic process; negative regulation of toll-like receptor 9 signaling pathway. The transcript is spliced from 19 exons. The coding region runs from base 621 to 2207 and encodes 528 amino acids. NCBI's taxonomy places the organism in Eukaryota, Metazoa, Chordata, Actinopteri, Clupeiformes, Clupeidae.